ACCUUGUAGGUGGGGCUAUAUAACUAUGAUGCAAGAAUGAAAAUGGAUGCAGUGUGGCCCCUGUCCCUUGCAGGACUGGGGUUUGGAGCUUCUGUCUUCCUUCUCAGAGCUCAUCUUACUGCUAAAUGCAAGUCCAGGGAUAUUGAAGAGAAGAUCCAGAUGAGGCACAAGGAAAGGGAGACUGAAUUCAAAACCCUGAGAAGAGAGUUGCUACAGUGUGACACAUCUCAACAUAAGAGAAUCGUUGCCCUAGACUCCAGUUCACUUCUUGAUGCUGUCAAAAAGGGAAAGAUAUCUCGACAUGAUGUUCUCCAAGCUUACCAAGCAGCUGCUUUGGAAUGCACUGAUGAGCUAAACUGCAUUGUUGAAUUCAUUGGAGAGUCAAACGAAUGGGUAGAAUCUGGAGAUUCUGGACUAAACAGACCACUUUUUGGACUCCCUGUGAGUGUAAAAGAGAAUUUUGACAUCCCUGGUCAUGAUUCCACCCUGGGUUUUGGGAAAUUCCUGUAUUCCCCAAGAGAUACGAUGUCUCCAAUCAUUGAGACCCUGAUACAUCUUGGAGCCAUUCCCUUCUGCAAGACCAAUAUCCCUCAGAGCCUCAUCUCAUAUGGGGAUUCAAAUCCAAUUUAUGGAGAGGUGAGGAACCCCCAUGCGAGGUUGCAUAGUCCAGGAGGAUCUUCAAGUGGGGAAGGUGCACUUCUGGGAGCAGGUGCCUCGAUGGUGGGGCUUGGAAGUGAUACAGGUGGUAGUGGACGUGUCCCUGCUCAUUUUUCUGGAUGCUUCUCCUUGAAACCUACAUCAGGAAGACUCAGUGGCCUUCAUCAAGCCAAUCCUCUUCCAGGGAUGGUGGGAGUGUUUUCCUGCCCAACAGUCAUGAGUCGGGAGCUAAAUGCAUUGGUAUUGGUGGUGAAGGAACUCUUCAAUGCUUCUCUCUUGAAGAAAUUAGAUCCUUUCCUCCCCCCACUUCCCUUCAAUGAUGCUGUGAGCUUGGAUGUGUAUGUGCAUGAUGAGCUGAGAAGUGAGAGGAAGCUGAAAAUUGGCUACUAUACUAGUUUGGAAGUAUUUCCAUCCACACGUUGCUGUCAGAAGGCUGUCAUGAAGUCAGUUGAAGCCCUAACAGAGGCUGGCCACAUUCUCAUUCCCUUUGUUCCGCUAAAUGCGUCAGAGUUGUUUGAGCUGGAGUUGCCUUUCUUCCAUGGGGAUGAAGGACAUUCCAUCGUGCAUCUUUUGAAAGGGGAGGCAGUGGAUGAGAGUCUGCAAGAUUUUUAUCACUAUGCACGUCUACCUCGAGUCUUCCAGUCUCUUCUCAAGUUUCUGCAUGGUUUAUGGGACAAGAAGAAGGCUUCUCUCAUUCCAGGGACCUGUGUAUAUGGGAGUGAAUUGUGGGAAGCAGAGAGGAAGAGGAGUGUGUAUUUAGAUGAGACAAUAAGGGCAUGGAAGGAGGCCGAUCUCGAUGCCUGUAUUGGACCCGUCUGGCCCACUCCUGCUGUGAAGCUCCCAUUUUCAAAGGCAUUUUUUGGCUCCUUCUCCUUUGCUCCAACCAGAGCUGCGGCAGCCUACACGAUGAUGUACAACAUGCUUGACUUUCCUGCUGGUGUGGUGCCAGUCACCAGGGUUACUGAGGCAGACAUGGAGAAGCUUCAAGACUUCCCAGACAAGAUCAUGAGAGAGGCUGUAGAAGGUGGUGUUGGAUUGCCAAUAGGUGUCCAAGUUGUUACACUUCCAUGGCAGGAAGAGAAGCUUCUUCGUGUCAUGAAGGAUCUUCAUAAGUUUUCUACCUAUACAGUGGAGUUGAAGGAUGUGGGAAUUGUAAGAAAAAUGAAGGAAGUAGAACGGAAUGUGGCCCUUGCCAUUUCCUUGGCUGCUGGCCUUGGAACAUCAGUUACUCUUUAUCGAUAUUUCUUCCACUCUCGGUCUAAGGAGAUCAGGAAGAAGAUCAAGCAAAGGCAGGAGACGAGAAGAGAGCAGUUUGAAGGCUUGGAAAAAAAGCUUAAACAUGAAGGGCAGGGAUUGAUGACAGAAGAACGGCAGCGCAUUGUCUCUCUCAACAUCCAAUCUCUCCUGGAUGGCAUUCAGGAAGGGAAGAUCUCAUCUAUGGAUGUGCUUCAUGCAUAUCAAGCUGCUGCCCUGGAAUGCACUCAGAAGUUGAAUUGUGUCACUGAGUUCAUCCAAGAAGCUGAGGGACGUGCACUUGCACAAGAUAUGAGCAAAGAUGACCCCAAGGGUCCCCUGCAUGGCCUCCCCAUCAGUGUCAAGGAAAACUUUGCCCUGAAGGGCUAUGAUGCCACCAUGGGCUAUGGGAAGCUGUUGGGGCAGCCUCGAGAUCACACAGCUGUUGUCGUGGAGACCCUCAUGAGCCUCGGAGCCAUCCCAUUCUGUCGGACCAAUACUCCUCAGACUCUAAUCACAUAUGAUCAUUCCAAUCCAAUCUAUGGAGCCACAAAGAACCCUCACAAUCCAUCAAGGGGUCCUGGUGGAUCAUCAUCAGGGGAAGGUGCACUCAUAGGGGGUGGUGCGUCCAUCGUGGGCUUGGGGAAUGAUCUUGGAGGCAGUGGGCGUAUCCCUGCCCACUUUUGUGGAUGCUUUAGUCUGAAACCCACAGUUGGCAGGAUCAGUGGGCUUCAUGAAGUUUCACCUCUUCCUGGCCUUGCUGGAAUGAAAUCAACACCUGCAAUCAUGACAAGGGACCUUGAAGCCCUUACUCUGGUGACACGUGAGCUCUUCAAUGCCUCUUACAUGAAGGAACUGGACCCUUGCCUUCCACCAUUGAAUUUCAAUGAUGAUGAAUACAAGGGAAAUGGUAGCCUCACCAUCGGAUAUUACAUGGAAUUAUCAACAGUUAGUGUAACACCCAGCUGCAGAAGGGCUGUCCUAGAAGCAAAAGCUGCUCUUGAGAAGGCAGGCCACAAACUCAUUCCAUUUGAACCACCUGAUGCAGAUGUUUCCAUGAAGUUGAGUUUUAAGUUGGUGGGUGGAGAUGAAGGAAAGAAUCUGCUCACCAUGCUAAAGGAUGAGCCAGUUGACCCAUGUGUAGCAAAAAACUAUUGGGUCAUGAGUAAGCCUCAAUGGGUGCGCAAGAUUUUGUGGCUCUUCCUUAAACUGGUAGCUCAUAGGGAUGCCGACCACUUGCCGAUGCAUAGUGUCAGGGGUUAUGACCUGUGGGCAGCAAAUGCCGAGAAAGCAGCAUACAUUCAAAAGGUGAUAUACAAAUGGAGAGAAGUUGGAAUUGAUGCUGUCAUUGGACCAGGAUUUCCAACUCCAGCACUCAAGCAAGGAUAUCCAAGCAAGCUACUUCAAGCCCUAUCCUACACCAUGAUGUACAAUGUCCUUGACUUCCCGGCUGCCAUGUUCCCUAUCACUACUGUAUCCAAAGAAGACAUGGAGAAGCUGAAACAGCAUCCUGAUAAGUUGGCUCAACAGGCUGUGGAAGGAGGAGAAGGAUUGCCCGUAGCAGUGCAAAUUGCAGCCCUGCCGUGGCAAGAAGAACGAGUUCUGCGAGUCAUGAAGGAUCUAGGGGAACAGUUGAAAACCAAAUGAAAUCAUGAGAAUAUGCCCUUUUUGCCCCUUUCUUCACCAAUUUUGUAGUAUAUUUCUACACUGAUGCUUGUAGGCAAUUGUUUUAAGAUCAGGGCAAUUUUUGUUUCUCUGUUCAGGAAUUCAGUGGUUAUGAGGGUACUCUAUUUUUCAGUUCCAUGAUUGUUAGAGAUUAUUGUGAUGGAGGAGGCCCAGCGGCUCCUGGUGUUGUAAUCUUUCUCCCCAGGGAUUCUCAAUUGUUCUCUAAUAAUAGAAAUCAGAUUUUUUCCUGGUACAGGUUUAUGACUCUUGCACAACUCAUAAAAAGUGCAUGUCACAAAAAAAUGGUUUCAAGGAGAAGUAUACCUGCAACUCAGUCACACAGAGAUCGUCUUGUAAGGUAUGAGCAGAUGUUGGGAGG
This is a messenger RNA of Darwinula stevensoni, 3934 nucleotides long. NCBI's taxonomy places the organism in Eukaryota, Metazoa, Arthropoda, Ostracoda, Podocopida, Darwinulidae. The record is from the annotation of a GenBank genome assembly.